GCGCUCAAAUAUAAUAAUUCUGUGUGCCCUUUCACAGCGCUCAAAAGUAAUGUACGAGCCGUUGCAAAGGCCGACCAAGAAAAAGUAAAAUGAAGUGAAAUAUUAGUAAUGAAGCUGUUGCAAGCACACUGCAAUAAAGUUAAAUGCUGGAGGUAGUACCCUGAUCGGUGUGUGUGUGUGUGCGCGUAGACAAAUAUAGUACAAAUGUCUGGCUAAGAUUCGUGCGCGAAACUUUUUUCUCUCCUUGCCUUUGCUUUCCAUUUUCAUCUCCCUUUUGUGCUGCAAUUUCUAGCACAAUUUCUUGCCACUUGUUUUCCAGCAACAAAACGCUCUCGCAUGCAAAUUACAUAAUGUGUUGUACGCGCAUAUACACAUAUACAUACUCAGGUGCAUAUGCGAGCGUCUGUGUUUCGGAACAGCUGACCGACUGCCGCUACACACAUUCUUAACAGUAUGAUCGCCUGUCUGCCUUUACGUGUCUGGCAGCGCUCACCCAAAAAAAGGGCUUGAAAGUGCAAUUGCCGUAAAAAAUUUCACACAGUUGCAGAAGUAAGCGCAAUGUGACCGGUGCUGCAACAUGCCUGCACUAACGGUACUUCUUACUUCCUCAGUGCAAGGCAGUUCAAACGUGGCAGACAGCGUGUGCGGUCGUGGAAUUUCGCGUACAUUGGGUGCAAGUAAAGUUUAGUUGCCCAAGAUGUAGAAUACCGCGAGACGAUGUCCAUCGACAGAAAAGUUAAAAAUGACAGCAUAAAAGUGGCAGUUCUUCCUCAAAGCUAAGGCGAGUUCGCGCUGCGGAAUAAAAUUUUACAACGAAAUUUCUUCAUAACUGAUAAAACUAAAUAUCGAAACAAGAAAUAUAAAAAAAUUUAAACAGAAAAUUCAGUUUUGAACAAAAAGUACGAAAAAAAUAUAUUUAUAAUAAUAAAUAAAAAUAAUUAAAUCAAAAAAGUCGAAUUCAGCGCUGAAGCUUUAAAGCAGAAAAUAAUCUAGUGCUAACCGAAAUUAAUCAUUUUUAUUCACUUAAAUAAGUUAAUUAAAGCUUCUAAAAUGCUUAAAAUCCGGUGAAAAAAAAACAUUAGCAAAAGUUAACAAAGAAAACUGAAUAAUAUCAAAAAAGCGAAACAGCGCAAAAAGUGCAUAACAAAAGUGUUCACUCAUUACUUAUAACGCUGCUUCAAUAUUUUCGGCGUUAAAAUAUAAAAGAUAUAUCCAAAAAAAUAUAUAUAUAAAAAAAUUAUUACGAAAAGUGAAAAAAAUAUUAAAUUAUAUUUAAAAUAAAUUAAUAAAAUAAUUAAAAUUAAUAAACAUGACACUUACUUUACUAUAUAAUAUAAUAAUAAAAAAACAACAACAAUAACGCAAGCAUAAUACUUUCAAAAAAUCUAUGAAAAUUUAAAUAAAUAUUAUUGCGCAAUGUUAAACGAAAAUAUAUUUGCAAAAAUUUUUUUUUAAUAAAAUAAUUAGAAAUAUACUUAAAAAUUAACUAAAGAAAUACACACGCUAAUAUUUAUCAAACAAAUAUUCCGAAAAAAAUAUUUAAAUACAAAAAAAAAUAUUUGAAUGAAAAAAUAACGAGCUAAAGCAAUUAAAAUAAUUGAGCAACACAUAUACACAAAAUCGAUUUAACGAAAAUAUUUAAUUUGUUUUCGAGAACUUCAUCAAUGGUCGCUUGUGGUUGUAAAGCGUAGCCGAAUGCGAAUCUUAAUUACAUGCAAAAUAAAUGGGUACAAUGAGGCCAAAUAAAUACGAUGUUACCACAGCUUACGGUCUAUGCCAAGAUUAUUUACCUCCUGAUGGUGGUGAUUUCGGGUGCAUUAUGUACAGUAGAAGAUUAUGUAAUAAUGUCACAGUGUGCACACAACAAAGCCAUACAUGUAGCUGCGGAAGGAACAGUCUCAGUGACAGACAUUUCACAGACACAAAAUAUAACGAUAGUCGGCCUCCCGGACUAUGUGAACAACAAUCUCAAAAUAGCACUGUACGCAAAAGAAACACAACGGUAUCUGUGUUUCAACGAUCAGUGGAAACUAGUUGGAAUGAAAGAACUGCGCGACACCUGCUACUUCAACGAAACCAUCGUACACGGUUAUUUCGUGUUUCGUUCCGUAGUCGAUCUGCAGCGACGUGUCGGCUUCACGCACCGAGGUAAGGCGGUCGGGCCGAAGAAGAAUGUCAACGACGCCUGCUACCUGUUCACGAAGAUACAGGCCGAUCAGUUUUUCCAUCAGCACACCGAUUAUUUUGCACCGAAAUCGAAGAGCACCAAAAUCAUCAGCGGCAUUGCCAACGCACCGCAAACCACAACCGCCACACACACAACAUCAGGAGCCUCAGCGCGUUCGGCGUCGCAGCGAGCAGCGCUCUCGGCCGCCGCCACAACGGCGACUGUUACGGCGACAGCGGCACAACGCAAUUACAACAGCAACAACAAGCUAUUGCGUACCAACAACAAGAAUAAGCGAGUGAAUGGCGUGCGCAGCAGCAAUACCAGCAACAACAACAAUAGGAACAGUAACAAUAACCAAAAUGAAGAGUACACUAAUGGCCAUAGUAGCAAUUUAAGCAGCAGCAGCAGCAGCAACAAUAAUAACAACAGCAAUCAGAGCAGUAAUAUUAACCACAAUAACAGCAGUAAUUUAGUUAGCAAUAGUCAGCAGCAAGUAGAUUUAAGUCAGCAAAAGCAACACAACAACAACAGUAAUGGCCGCACGCGCGAACACGUGCGUCAGCAACAACAACAUCAACAACAGCAGCAUCAAGUGCGGCAUCAUCACAACGAUCCGAAUUUGAUAGCGCGUCGCCAGCACCACGAGCACAAACAGAAACGGCGACAGCAUCAGCGCCAGCAGCAGCGCCUGCGCAGCGGCAAAAUAACUAGUCCAGCAACAACAACAGUGGCGCAAGAACGCGCCUCAGCGACAACAACGACGAGAGCCAUUUAUAGUACGACAGCAACAGGCGCCGUAGCGCACAGCAAGCAACAGCAUGAAAAAGACGCGCUGCAUGAACCGCAACCGGCGACCGUUGCCAAUGUCGCGGCUAAAGCUGCCACGGCAACGUCAAUAAUCAUGAAGUCAACCACAACUAUUGCCAAUAAGCGCAAGGGACGAAGAAGAAAGGGACGUAAGCAACGAAAGCAACAACAAGCACAGCGCGCGCAGCAACAAAUGUUGCCGCUUGCAGCGCGCGAAUCCACGAAGGCCGCGCACACACCAACGCCAACCGCUUGGCUGUGGAGCGAUUCGCCAACGCCAUCGCUCUCGUCACUGUCAACGCAAAUGCUAGCCGAUGUGCCGAGCAGCCUAUCGCCCGCAACAACAUUUGGCGAUUACAGCGGUGAAUGGCAGACCUCAGUGCCAACAAACGUCGACGCGACGUCCGUCGACAGCAAAGCGUCUUCAUCUUCAACACCAACGCUGUCGACGCUGCCAUCGGACACACCUACAGCAAUAUACUUGGCCUCAACGACCGACCUCAGCGAUGGCGCGUCGUCGCUCACGCCAACAAGCGACUACAACAACAACACCGAUUUCACGAGCGUUGCGCCAGCGGAUGAGGAGUCGUCGCUGAACGCUACCUUGAUUACAGAAAUCGAUGAAAGUAGAAUGUGGCCGGAGCCUACAAUAGCCCUAGACGAGCAACUAAACAGUAUUACUUCCGAACAACAACAACACUUUACAACACAAAAUGUGGCCACGUCAGUAUCAACAGCGGAGUCCAUCGCGCCUACAUCAACCACAUGGUCAGAGAGUAGUGAGCAGAAUUGGUCAUCAAGCACACCAACUAAAGACACUGAUGACCUUGAAACAGUGUUCCCCUCACCCACAGCAAUCGUCGACACUGAAAGCGUGGCGGCCACAGCAAUUUUCUCAGAGGAUGGCAAUGUGACAGAGGAGACGCAAACCCUUGCUGAGGCCACCGAUUUAUAUGCAACAAUCAAUUCUACCUCCAGUGAAAUUGAAGCGCAAAGCAGCAGCAACACCUACAACGACGAUGGCAACACCGAAGCACUGACGGAAGUCGGCGACACGCAGAGUACAACAACUGCACAGCGAAAAGUCCACAGCUUAUCGGCUGAGCGCGGCAAUAUCGGUCACAUGUGGCGAAAGCAGUCUGGCAUCGCGGCAAGCAUAGCCACACUGCUGCACCAACAAUUGCUGGCGACUAGUGCCAGCAGCGGCAACGUGUACGCUUGGCGCCCGCAGCGUGGGGAAGAAUACUCAGAUGAAAUAAUCGUGGCUACAGGACGACCAGUCGCCGCAGAGCUCGAAACGACAACCGACGUUGCUUCGGGCGACCGUGCAACAUGGUGGCAACAUCAUAUGAAUCACAGCGGCACGAACUUUUGGGACAAAGGCAUUGCUGAUGAGGUGCCGAACAGUGGCGACGAUGCCGAUUUGGAUUGGCUGAAGCACCUCACCAAGCAACGAACAGCCAGCAAGCGCAGGCAUAACAACCGCAAGGCCAACAACAACAGCAGCAGAGAUGUUGAGGCAGUGUCCCAGCCACCUUUGCAAGCGUUGUCGACGAGCGUUUCUAGCCUUAGUUUCGGCAAGAAAUAUGUGCCGGAAGGCAAAACACAACGACAAAGCAGCAAAGCGCACAGCGGAAGCAACAAAUUGCCAGCAGCAACAACAACAGCGCACGAGUACAGCAGCACAAUGGCAACAUCGCGUUCCAGCAGUGCAACAACGCACAGCGCGGGUGUUAUUACGCCCGCAACAACAACCGCAAGAAUGAAUGAUAAUACAUUGGCAACAACAACGACAAUGCAACACCUAUACCCACUGCAGCAAUUGCUGGGCAAUAAAACUAUUUUGCCGCUACACAAUCCACCCGCGUUGGUGCACUUCGAUGGUAACAGCAAUCACCUGGCACACACACACACACCCACAGUAAGCACGCUCAGCACAACCACUUCCGCCGCUGCGCCCACUUCAACAACUGUAGCCGGCGACGCGACCACCGCCGUCGCAGCGUUAACAACCAAAAAGUCAAUACGCAUCUCAACGCAAAAGUUGCUGGCCACGCCCUUUCAUCAGUUGACCUAUGUGCGCAACAACGCCGGCGACAUUGACAUCGACAACAUGGACAACAUCAGCGUCUAUCCGGACCUGCUGGAGGAGUCUGGCGAGCUGGCGGAACAGCGCUCGACGGAGCGCGCCGAAACCGACGCAACACGCAAUAGUCGGCUGACAAUCGUUAGCGGUUAUCUGCCAACGUCGGCGACAGCGACGCUACCCGAAUCGAUACGACUUGCAAAAGUCAAGAUAAAUAAGGAGAGAAAGCGUAUGAUGAGCCUGCGAAAAAGGCAUAGCAGGCGACACGCGUAGUCGUGGUUUGAGCAAAACCGAAUGAGCAUUUAGCAAAUUGUUAUGUCUAAAGUUUUUGAACUUAACCAAAAGCUUACGAAGUGGCGCUUUGAAAACCAGAAAUGUCUAGCAGCUUAAAAGCUUUCCAAAUUUUGCGCCAUACAUCAUAAGCAAGUUCACGACGCAACCUAAUCACAUUUUAAAUUGCAUGUGAAAGCACAAAGCUUGUAAGCUUUUUAGUGAUGUUUUUCAAAAUUUUUUCCCAAGUAUUGGAUUUCCUAAAAAGUGGACAGUGUGGUCAUGUCAAGUCAUGUGGUCUAGAAAUUUUUCAAAUAUUACCAAAGCGCUUACUUUACAUUCGUAAACAGGAGCAGGUAGUGAAAGCUUAAAACUACGCAUGAAAGCUUAAAACGAUCUAUGAAAGCUUAUAAAUGAAAGCUUGUGCUUAUACAAUUUUCUCUUUGCUAACAAACAUCAGGCUUGUUUGCAUCAGCAGACCGUAGCAGUCAGUGAAAGCUUCAAACGUUGCAUGAAAGCUCAUAAACGAAAGCUUUUGCUUGUGCAGCUUUCUUUCUGUUCAUAAAAAUCAGGCUAAAUGAAAGCUUUUGCUUUUAAAGCUUUCUUUCUGUUCAUAAAAAUCAGGCUUUACUCUUAAAAAUAGUUGCGGUUUAAGAUUUGUACUGAAAUAUAAACUGAUUAAAAAUAAUUGAGAACUCACAAUAUAUGUUGCAUAACUAUUAUAUCUUAUAGAUAUUAGAAAUCCACAGUUUUUUAGCGAUAACAGAUGAAUAAAUUGAAUAUUUCACAGCGAAAAACCACGAAAUUCACGAAACACCGAACACGACGCAGAGCCGAACUCAUGCAAACACGAAUUGCACGAACGCUGCGUACUCGCAUACGAAAAACCACGUUUUUGAACGCCACAAACCAUUACUGUGUUGCAGAACAUAGCGAAAGACCGUUGAUAACUGUAAACACUGAAUAGUUUAAUAGACAAUGUUUAACGCAUAUUUUGUUGCAGUUAAUUAAAAACAAAUGAGACAAUAAACAGCUGGCAUAUGUAGUUUAUGGUUAAAAAAUAUAUGUAUCGAAGCAGAGUCUAGAGAGCGAAGCAGCUAACGCCAAUACAGAUGCACAGGAAGUAGCUAAAAGGCUCGAAAAAAUACAUUUCGUCACCUAAAAUGCAAAACAACGUAUGAUCAAAAUAAAAUUAAAAUCGUUUUCAGAUAUGAUAAAAAAAUAUAACCAUUUUAUAACCCAAAUAUGAGUGUAUGAUAACGAAAAUAUAACCAUUUUGUAACCAAAACUCAAUUUUUUGUUUUAAAUUUGUUUUUUAUUAUAAAUUUUUUCCUUCGCCGGUUAUUUUGCAUUUUAGGUGACAAUAUAUAUUCAAAAAUUCUACUUUUGAAAAUAAACAAAAACAAAAAAUAAUACAUAAAUAGAUCGUAGAGCAAAGAAUUUUUGACAGAAAUUAUUAUUAAAGCGUUAAAUAUGCUUUUUGAUAUAUGCAGAAAGCUAACUAUACGAAUAUAAGUGCAUAAAUAUUGUAACAGAAGAAUUAGUAUCUAAUAAAUGUUUGAAAUUUUGCACGUUUAAGCCUUGGCGAAGCGAAAAAAUCUUAACUCAAAAUAAAUAAAACCAAACUACAGAAAAAAAAACAGUAAUUUCCACUGAGAAAUGAACGUUUUAUCAACUAAAUCGCACACAGUAACACUUCCAAAAUACCAAGAAAAAAUAUAUAUACGAAAAAACAUAGUGAAACAAUUUGAAAAAAUAAAAUAUAAAAAUCAUAUAAAAUUGUUUGCAAAUUUAACUAAACCGAUAAUGUAAAAUAUACCUUUGCGAAAACGAAAAAUGCUUGAGUUGAAAAUAUAAAAGCAUCAAUUUACUAAGACGAGCAUUAUUUAUUUGGGAACAGUGGUCAAAUAUACAAGAAUUGAAGUUAUAAAAAUGCAAAAAAAAUAUCAAAAAAUAACAAAAAAUUAUAGUACGAAGCAGAUUUUCCUAUAAUUACAGCAAUAAUUAAUCACAGCAAAGAAAUAUUAAACAUUUUGCAUUAAACCAAAAAAGAAAAAUAAAGAAUUUAGACUUUUGCAAGCAUACUAGGCGAAAAAUUAUAUACAAUUAAAAACAAUUUAAUAUAGCAAACACUUAAGGGAACUAUUUAUUAAAGGCGAAUUAUAGCAACUACUUAAUUAGAUGAAUAAAUUUAUUAAAAAUUAAUAUUAAUAUAGUAUUGCAGAAAAAAAUUCCAAAACAUGAAAGCAUGCAGGCUACAAAAUACUUUGGAUUUAAAAUGACACUGAAGUAGUAAACUGUAACAAUUUUGAAAUUCAAAAAGCCACUGAAAAACAGGAAACUGAUUUUUUAUUAAAUAAUUUCGAAGGUUUUACUUUUUCUUUAUAUAUUUAGAGUUUUUGUAAUUUGUAUGAAAGAUAAAUAAUAUGCAGCGCGCUCACACAAGCAAAAUUAUGUUGAAAAGAGCAAAACUGUGCGUUGAUUGGUCAGGAUAACGUACUGCGCCUGACUCACGCAUACCAGCAAAAGUAAUGCUCACAACAAAGUUAUACAGAAAAGAGCAAAACUGUGCUCUGAUUGGUCAGGCUAAGAGCAAUGCUGCGCGCUGAUUGGUUGAUUCAUAAGUUAACGUGUUUGCGUGACAUAAAUCGCAACUUCAAUUCUUCGACACUCUUAAGCAAAAAUCAGCCUGCAAACUCAGCCUGCAAAUACUUAUAUUUUCUACAUAAUUUCGAAAUUUAACUAAUUUUUAAUAGACCGUUAAACAAAUAUUUAAUAUGGACUUCAAUAACAGAAGUAUCAACAAGAAACUAUAACAACACGUUUAAAUAAAGAAAAAAUAUUGCAAAGUUAAUAAAGAAAUGUUACCAAAACAAAUUUGUUGCUCGAAUAUUUAUUAACACUUACAUAUAUAACAGCAGAAGAAGUGUGUAUUAUUUAUAACCGAAUUGAAAACAAAAAACUAACAGAAAUCCUAAAGUAACAAAAAAGAGCUGUUUCAUGACUUCAAAACCACAGAACCUGAGGAAUAUAUAUAUAUAUAUAUAUAUAUAAUAAUGAAGACUUAACCAAACGAGAAAUGGAAUGUUGAGAAAAACUACUUUAUAGUUAAUAAAAUAAUUUCCAUUUCCACUAAAAAUGUAAACUUAAAAUUAAGCCUAAACGUAAAAAAGUAAAAACGCGUAUGAAUUUGUAUAGAUGAGCGUACGGUAUAAUGAAAUUAAGUAGUACAUAAUUAAAUAUGUUAUGUAUAUGUAAUAACACGUGUACUUGAAGCUGCUAUGGCGAAUAUGUAGGCACUGCUAAUAAUUGAAAAAUAUAUGGAGAAACUACUAAGACACAAGAAGAGUGUAUAAAGAAUACCGAAGCACAGUUUUAAGGCCAAGCGGGAAAUAAGAUCGAAUAAAACAAAUAGGCAGCAACUAAAACAUAAUACAUUGUAAAAAUAGUGCUUAGUUUUAUUUUUAGUUUUAAUUAUAAUUUUCACAAAUUUUAUUUUAAUUUUUUUUUACCUUAGAAACGUUUUGUUAAUUCUACUGUUAAUGUAAUGUAUAAAAAAUAGUGUAUUAACGCUUUUUUUUGUAUUGUAAUAAAUAUAUAUUUUUCACUUAACCCCAAAUAGGUAUUUAAACUAGUUGAGCAUCUAAACAAUAAGCAAAGGAAAAUAUGCAGAAAAUACGAAAAAAAAAAUAUUCAUUCACACACUUCAGUUAACUACUAAUUGCAUAAGGCUUAGACAUUUAUAGGAAUAAAUAUGUAUGUAGAGUAUUAAAAUGAAUGGAAAACGAUAGCAGUGUAAUGCAGCAGGUACUAUAAGUAAAAAAGAAAUGAUUAAUGGCAACAAAUAUGCUGGUUAUAAAUAUUGUAGCAUAAAAGUGAAGGGAAAUCUAACGACUAAACAAUAAAAAAAAUGAAAACAAAACGAAAAUGUUUUAAACGCCAAUAUUUGUAAAUUAAUUUUGCUGCCUCAAAAUAUAUAAAUAUGUAUGUAUUUAACACAUAAUUAACUAUUAUAUAUACACCAACAGCUAACCAAACUUUACAUUAUUUAAACUAGCUAUGCAUAUUUUUCGCACACAACUGCAGAUGUCGCAAUAAUAUAAUUUCCUAAUUUUUUGACAUUUUUUUCCCUAUUUUUUUUCAUAAUUUUUUUUCAUAAUUUUUUCUAUUUUUUUUUUAAACAAAUUCCCGUCUAACUAUUGCUUUGCAGUUUAUUACUCACUCACAGACACUCGAGUCUCUAUUCGAAAACCUACGGCGAGCACUUUUUUCGCGCGCUUUCACGACGCACGAGCUUUUACAGAAGCUUUUACUAAAGCUUUCACUCAUAUAUAGUACCACGGCAUACGAAUUCACUUUGUAGAUAAUUUUCCUUAGUUUUUAAAUAAAAUAAAUAACUACUACCAAUUAUUUUGUUUAGUUCAACUAUUAAUUAAUUUAUAUUUAAUUUGUGUAUAAUUAAUGAUUAAUUAUUUAUGUGUAGAAAAGAAAGCGCCGCAACUGCUAAAUAAAAUCAAAUAUAUAUAUAAAAUACUAAUGUAAUGAUUUUUUAUUAAUUUUCUUGAACAAAUAUUUUCAUUUUUAAGUUAUUUAAAUUUUAUGCCACAAACACUUUUACUUUAUAAAAUAUAAAAAAAAAGUUAUAAUUUAUGGAAUUGAAAAUUUUAAAUUUUUUUAUAAAAAUUUUCGUUUAAAUCUUUGGUCACACAAUAAUGUUAAAAAUUCACGCAUUCUUACACAAUAAAUCUAAAAUUGCAACAACAAUUAGUGCAUAACGAAAAACUAAGAAAAAUUGAUAUUUACUCAAAUGAAGAAAUGCGUACAGCAAACCCUAUUAAUUCGCAACUAAUUAUAAUGAAAAUAUAUAAAAAAGGUAUUUAAUGAAACGAAUUCUUAGUUACUACGUUAAUUUUCAAGGGCAUAAGAAUUUAUGAAAAACGUAAAAUAAUUGAAAAGUGAAAAACUGAAAGAGAUAACUGCGUAUAAAUAAAUUUAAUAUUGAAAAAUAUUAACAAAAAAUUAA
Molecule: messenger RNA, 10356 nt
Organism: Bactrocera dorsalis (oriental fruit fly)
Lineage: Eukaryota; Metazoa; Arthropoda; Insecta; Diptera; Tephritidae
Product: pneumococcal serine-rich repeat protein
Exons: 6
Coding region: 1752-5336 (1194 amino acids)
Molecular function (GO): growth factor activity
Source: RefSeq, a predicted model, not a curated record